Messenger RNA from Pestalotiopsis fici W106-1, 558 nucleotides. RefSeq lists its product as uncharacterized. The record is from RefSeq and is a predicted model, not a curated record. NCBI's taxonomy places the organism in Eukaryota, Fungi, Ascomycota, Sordariomycetes, Amphisphaeriales, Sporocadaceae. The coding region runs from base 1 to 558 and encodes 185 amino acids. The transcript is spliced from 2 exons.
AUGACAACGCACGAAGAAAUCCGAGUCGUGUCGGCCGCCAUUGAAAAGGCCGACCUCAAGGCGCUGCGAUCAGUACUGAAGUCCAUGUGCGAGAGUUCCGAGGAAUGCCGCAAGCAAGCCGCUCAGCGCCUACUCUUGUCAGUACCUACUGGGAGCAAUAAGCGCAAAUCCGAGCAGAGCCCUCAAGAGGCAGAGGAUGCGAGCGACAACAAAAAGGCCAAGACGGUCGUGUCUAGGUUCGAAAAGUGCAUCACGUGCAAAAAGGUGUUUGAUAUCACGACCAAUCGUGACGAUUCUUGCCAGACACAUAGUGCCUACUUGGAGAUUGAUGACGAUGUCUUUCCUGAUGAUGAUGAGAUAGCCAACGGCCAUGUUGAUCCCUAUACAGACUGGCGUCGCGAAGAGUGGCCCGAGGGCUUCAUCUGGCAAUGCUGUGAUCGGCAUAUAAAGGAAACGCCCUGUGUCAUUCAAAGGCACAUUGCUGGGCCGGAUGGGGCCAAGAGUCCGGAGGGCACGGAUGAAGAGUCGCCCAUUGAAAUCUCGUCGGAUGAGGAAUGA